AUGAGUAUUACACAUUGUAUAUUCGAUUUGGAUGGUCUAUUAUUAGAUACAGAAUCAAUAUAUACUGAAUGUUUACAAAAAUUAUGUGCACCAUAUGGAAAGAAUUUUAGUACAGAAACAAAAGUUCACAUGAUGGGAAAAUCAUCAUUAGAAGUAGGACAAAUUUUAAUACGAGAAUUAGAUUUACCGAUGACUGAUGAUGAAUUUUUAAUGAAAUCAUAUGAAUUUUAUCAAGAAGCAUUUCCAUCAGCUGAACUUUUACCUGGAGCUGAACGUCUUAUUCAACAUUUAGCAGCUCAUAAUAUUCCAAUAGCAAUUGGUACUGGUUCUUCAUAUGAAUUAUAUAUGUUAAAAACAAGUGGUCAUCGUGAAUUGUUUAAUUUAUUCGAUCCAGUUGUUUGUACGGAUGCAACUGAAAUACGUUUAACAAAACCUGAACCAGAUGUAUUUUUAGCGUGUGCAGAAAAAUUUCCUAAUCCACCAUUAUCUAUGAGUCAAUGUUUAGUAUUUGAAGAUGGAGAAAAUGGUGUACAAGCUGCACUUGCUGCUGGAAUGAAAGUUAUACUUGUACCAAGUUUACCAUUAAGUACUUAUGAUCCAUUGGUUAUUGAACAUACUACACUUACAUUGGAGAGUCUUCUUAAAUUUAAUCCAGUCGAAUUCGGUUUGCCAUCAUUUGAUGAUAUGUAA
Messenger RNA from Rotaria sordida, 690 nucleotides. Lineage: Eukaryota; Metazoa; Rotifera; Eurotatoria; Philodinida; Philodinidae. The record is from the annotation of a GenBank genome assembly.